UUAUGGUUAUUACGUGCAUGUAUAAUGAAAUGCAUAAGUGUUGUAAUUAUUAUUUAUCAAUUUAUAAACCAAAAUUCUUUUUGUAAAAUAAAAUUUUAUCGUAAUUGAAACAGAAUAUAUGAUCCUAUAAAUGUGAAUCUAACACCUACUAUUCGCGUUGUGAAUAACGAAACCGCUUCCUAUUCUAUGGAUUAUAAAGGUAAAAAUAAAUCUAUAGAUAUUAGCAAGGAUUAUAAUAAUACCAAAGAUUCUUCAGAAAUAUCGACCAUCACUCAUCCUAAUUUAGAAAAUAAAAAAGAAAAUUUCAUUCGCCAAACUAUUUUUCCACCUGAUAAAAAUGCUAAAUUUGAUUCACCAAAUUCAAGAAAAUUACUUCCAAAUCCAUUUAAAAACACAUCAAAAAUGACCAAUAGUUUUUCUGCAUUAGAAGCUAUAGACAAGAAGUUAUCGUUGAAUGAAGAAGACCAUCACACAAAAAAUAUAGUAAAUCCUAAGCGGAAAAAUAAAGAAGUCGUUAAAACCAAUAAACCUACCAAAAAGAAAGCAGUUAACAGUUAUGAUACAGUAGUUAAUGAAGAUAAUACACAUGAAACUAUUGUAAAUGAUAAUGUGAAGAGGAAAAAAGAAUCACAGUCAAGCAUGGGGCAAACAAUGCUAAGAUUUAUCUUUCAUGACAAAAAGAAUUCUGACGAAAAGGUUGUCAUUGAUGAUGGGGAAGCUCGUGAUGCAAUAUCAGUUGACGCAGUUAAUUUAAAUACAUCUAAAGAUGGAUCUUCAAAUAACCAGGAUUAUCAAUCAAACGCAGAAUUACCUUCCUUUCAAAUAUGGUAUAAAAACAAUAAAUCUAGUUUAGAAACUCAAUUUAAUGCCAUUGACAUAAACGGUGAAAACGUUCCAGAAAAUUUCACCAAAUUCGCUAUGAAGAUUUACAAACGACUAUUGAUUAAAUGAAAAAAUUAUAAUUUAUUUUUUAUUUGACUUAUAAAAUAUAAGUUUAGAUUUUCUAUUUCAUAACCAUUUCAUUAAAAUUCUGAUUAUUCAAUA
Gordionus sp. m RMFG-2023 is the source of this 1044-nucleotide messenger RNA. RefSeq lists its product as uncharacterized. The record is from RefSeq and is a predicted model, not a curated record. NCBI's taxonomy places the organism in Eukaryota, Metazoa, Nematomorpha, Gordioida, Chordodea, Parachordodidae. The transcript is spliced from 5 exons. The coding region runs from base 187 to 951 and encodes 254 amino acids.